Messenger RNA from Dendroctonus ponderosae (mountain pine beetle), 7069 nucleotides. It is a transcript of the gene zip, whose product is annotated as myosin heavy chain, non-muscle. Gene Ontology annotation, molecular function: cytoskeletal motor activity; actin filament binding; ATP binding. The record is from RefSeq and is a predicted model, not a curated record. Gene Ontology annotation, cellular component: myosin complex. Bases 217 to 6195 code for a protein of 1992 amino acids. The transcript has 18 exons. Lineage: Eukaryota; Metazoa; Arthropoda; Insecta; Coleoptera; Curculionidae.
ACUGUCAUUUCGCAUAUCGCGAGUACACUGAAUACGCGGAUUAAACCGGUCCGGGACUAAAAUAAUCCAAAUUUCCCGAAAAUUUCCAAUAAAUAUAAGCCAUAUUUUUAUACUAUAGUGACCAAUGAAUAUUUAUCGAUAUAGGUGACGCAAAUAGCGACCGAAAUACAAUUUUGAUCAAGAAAGUGAAUUUUUUUGUUUGGUUUAUCUUGAGCCAUGGCGGACGCGGAUGCCAAGGAUCGUUACGAUCCUGAACUGAAACACCUGUGUGUUGAUAGAAAUAACUACAAUGAUCCGGCCACUCAGGCUGAGUGGACUCAGAAACGACUCGUCUGGGUGCCCCAUGAAAAUCAAGGAUUCGUGGCGGCCUCCAUAAAGGGCGAAAAGGGCGACGAAGUUGAGGUGGAUCUGCAAGAAACUGGGAAAAGAACCACAGUUGCUAAGGAUGAUAUCCAAAAAAUGAACCCACCCAAGUUUGACAAGGUAGAGGAUAUGGCUGAGCUAACUUGCCUGAACGAGGCCUGUGUACUUCACAACCUCAAGGAUCGGUAUUAUUCAGGACUCAUAUAUACGUAUUCCGGUCUUUUCUGUGUGGUUGUCAACCCUUACAAAAAGUUACCAAUUUACACAGAGAAGAUAAUGGAGAGAUACAAAGGCAUAAAACGGCACGAAGUCCCGCCACAUGUCUUUGCCAUUACGGACACUGCCUACCGAUCCAUGUUACAAGAACGAGAAGAUCAAUCAAUCCUGUGUACUGGCGAAUCAGGUGCAGGAAAGACUGAGAAUACGAAGAAAGUCAUCCAGUAUUUGGCCUAUGUGGCUGCUUCCAAAUCGCCUAAGGGAUCGGGUGCGCAAAAAGACCUUAUCGGCGGUCUGGAACAUCAACUUUUGCAAGCCAAUCCGAUACUGGAAGCAUUUGGAAACGCUAAAACCAUCAAAAACGACAAUUCAUCAAGAUUCGGUAAAUUUAUACGAAUCAACUUUGAUGCUUCUGGAUACAUCGCUGGUGCCAAUAUCGAAACUUAUCUAUUAGAAAAAUCACGUGCCAUAAGACAAGCUAAGUCUGAAAGAACAUUCCAUAUAUUUUAUCAACUUUUGGCUGGAGCUUCAGCUGAACAGAAAAAGGAAUUUAUUCUUGAAGACUCAAGAUCGUACAGUUUCCUACGGGAUGACAAUCAUAUUGUACCCGGAGUGGACGAUGCCACUGAAUUCCAAGCCACCGUGAAAAGUAUGAAUAUAAUGGGAAUGACUUCAGAAGACUUCAGUGCCAUUUUUCGAGUCGUGUCAGCGGUAAUGCUUUUUGGUAAAAUGCAGUUUAAACAAGAUCGUAAUUCCGACCAAGCAACUUUGCCAGAUAACACUGUUGCUCAGAAAAUCGCCCAUCUCUUGGGCCUCUCUGUUACUGAUAUGACGCGAGCCUUUUUGAAGCCUCGCAUUAAAGUGGGCCGCGACUUCGUCACCAAGAGCCAGACUAAGGAACAAGUCGAGUUCGCUGUGGAAGCUGUUUCUAAGGCAUGCUAUGAGAGAAUGUUCAAAUGGCUGGUAAAUCGUAUUAAUCGAUCGCUAGGUAGAACUAAGCGCCAAGGAGCCAGUUUUAUUGGAAUUCUCGACAUUGCUGGAUUUGAAAUUUUCGACCUUAACUCCUUUGAGCAGUUGUGCAUUAAUUACACGAACGAAAAACUACAGCAGCUGUUCAACCAUACUAUGUUUAUUCUGGAACAGGAAGAAUACCAGCGAGAGGGCAUUGAAUGGAAGUUUAUCGAUUUCGGGUUAGACUUGCAACCAACAAUUGAUUUAAUUGAUAAACCGAUGGGAAUCAUGGCCCUGUUGGAUGAAGAGUGUCUCUUCCCUAAAGCUACAGACAAAACGUUUGUAGAUAAGCUCGUAAGCGCUCAUUCGGUGCAUCCCAAGUUCAAGAAAAGCGACUUCCGUGGAGUGGCUGACUUUUCAAUCAUUCAUUAUGCUGGCAAAGUAGAUUACUGCGCAAAUCAAUGGCUGAUGAAGAACAUGGAUCCGCAAAAUGAAAACGUAGUAUCUUUGCUGCAAGCUUCGCAAGAUCCAUUUGUGAUGCAUAUUUGGAAGGAUGCCGAAACACUUGGAAGAGCCAAAGGCAUGUUCCGAACAGUUUCCUAUCUAUAUAAAGAACAGCUGGCUAACCUGAUGGUGACUCUUCGCAACACCAAUCCAAAUUUCGUUCGUUGCAUAAUUCCUAAUCACGAAAAGCGAGCUGGCAAAAUUGAUGCACCUUUAGUACUAGAUCAACUGAGAUGUAACGGUGUUUUGGAAGGUAUUCGUAUUUGCAGGCAAGGCUUUCCAAAUAGAAUACCAUUCCAAGAGUUUAGACAACGUUACGAGCUUCUCACCCCUAACGUCAUUAAUAAAGGGUUCAUGGAUGGCAAGAAGGCUUGCGAAACGAUGAUCAAAAGCUUGGAACUGGAGUCCAACUUGUACCGUAUUGGCCAAAGCAAAAUAUUCUUCCGUGCUGGCGUCUUGGCUCAUUUGGAGGAAGAGCGAGACUACAAGAUAACCGAUUUAAUAGUGAAUUUUCAGGCAUUUUGUCGAGGUUUUCUUUCAAGGCGCAACUAUCAAAAGCGCGUUCAACAGCUCAAUGCUAUCCGAAUUAUUCAAAGAAAUUGUUCAGCUUACUUAAAGUUGAGAAACUGGCAGUGGUGGCGGCUGUACACAAAAGUAAAGCCGUUGCUUGAAGUUACCAAGCAAGAAGAAAAGCUGAUGCAAAAAGAAGAUGAAUUAAAGCAGGUGAAAGAUAAACUGGAGCACCACCUUAAAGCGGCUGAGGAGUAUGAAACGAAGUUCCAAAAAGCUCAGGAGGAAAAGGCUGUCUUGCAGGAGCAGCUGCAAGCUGAAGUAGAAUUAUGUGCGGAAGCAGAAGAAAUGAGAGCUCGAUUGACUGCAAGAAAACAGGAGUUGGAAGAAAUUUUGCACGAUCUUGAGGCCAGAAUAGAAGAAGAGGAAGAAAGAACUAACACCCUCACUGUAGAAAAAAAGAAAUUACAAAUCACCAUCUCUGACCUGGAGGAGCAACUAGAAGAGGAAGAAGGUGCUAGACAAAAACUACAACUGGAGAAGGUUCAGUGCGAUGGAAAAAUAAAAAAACUAGAAGAAGAUUUAGCUCUGUCAGAUGACACCAACCAGAAGCUACUAAAAGAAAAAAAGAUUCUUGAAGAGCGCAGCAAUGAUUUAAGUCAAGCUCUCGCUGAAGAGGAGGAAAAAGCUAAACACUUGUCCAAGCUGAAGACUAAGCAUGAAACAACAAUUGCCGAACUGGAAGAACGCCUUCUUAAGGACCAUCAACACAGGCAAGAAUCCGAUAGAACAAAGAGGAAAGUAGAAACGGAAGUCAACGAUUUGAAAGAACAAGUGCAGGAAAGGCGCAUGCAAAUCGAAGAAUUGCAGUUGCAGCUGGGAAAACGCGAGGAGGAACUUGCUCAAGCAAUGGUCAAAGUCGACGAAGAAGGAGCUCAGAAAGCGCAGGCUCAAAAAGCUUUACGGGAACUGGAAAGCCAGCUUACAGAACUCCAAGAAGAUUUAGAGGCGGAAAAGGCUGCCCGAACAAAAGCUGAAAAAAUGAAGCGAGACCUCAACGAGGAGCUGGAGGCUCUUAAGAACGAGCUUUUAGAUUCUCUAGAUACCACAGCAGCGCAACAGGAACUACGCUCGAAACGUGAGCAAGAGUUGGCUACUUUUAAGAAGAGCUUGGAAGAAGAAACUGCUCUUCAUGAGGCUACACAGGCUGACAUGAGACACAAGCACACUCAAGAGCUGACCGGGCUGAAUGAGCAAAUGGAAAACAUCAAGAAGCAAAGGGCUGCCUUGGAAAAAGCGAAACAGACUUUAGAAGCUGAGAACGCCGACUUAACUAGCGAGCUGAGAAAUGUAGGAGCUAGUCGCCAAGAAGGUGAGAGAAGACGAAAGCAAGCCGAAAGUCAGCUAGCUGAAAUCACGGCAAAACUAGCGGACGUAGACCGAUCACGUGUUGAACUGCAAGAGAAAACCAUCAAGUUGCAACAAGAGGUUGAAAACGCCAUGUCACAAUUGGAACAAGCAGAGCUAAAAGCAUCUGCAGCAGUUAAAAAUCAAGUUACUAUUGAGUCGCAGUUUGCCGAAGCUCAAGCGGCACUUGAAGAAGAAACUAGGCAAAAGCUGGCGCUUAGCUCCAAAUUGAGACAAUUGGAAUCAGACAAGGAGGCCCUUCAAGAGCAAAUCGAGGAAGAAGAAGAGUCCAAGAAAAAUUUGGAAAAGCAACUUGCCAUUAUAUCGGUUCAGCUUGUUGAAGCAAAAAAGAAAGCCGAAGAUGAAGCUGAACAAGCUGCUAUUUUAGAGGAAAGCAAGAAGAAGCUUGCCAAAGAUCUGGAAUUUUUGCAGAGACAAGUUGAAGAAUUAACAGCGGCGAACGACAAGUUGGAAAAAAGCAAGAAGAAAAUUGCUGCUGAACUUGAAGAUGCCAAUAUUGAUUUAGAAACCCAAAGACAGAAAGUUACCGAGUUAGAGAAAAAGCAAAAGAAUUUCGACAAAAUUUUAGCCGAGGAAAAAGCAGUAAGCGAACAACUCGCCAUGGAAAAGGAUACUGUUGAGAAAGAAGCAAGAGACAAGGAAACUUUGGUUCUCUCUCUUAAGCGAGAGCUGGACGAUUCUAAUGUUAAAAUUGACGACUUAGAGAGGACUCGAAGGCAAUUGCAAGGCGAGCUCGACGAGCUAGUCAACAACCAAGGCACCGCUGAUAAAAACGUCCAUGAAUUGGAAAAGGCCAAGAGAUCUCUAGAAUCGCAAUUGGCAGAAUUGAAAGCUCAAAAUGAAGAACUAGAGGAUGAGCUGCAACUGACGGAAGACGCCAAACUUCGACUGGAAGUUAAUAUGCAAGCAUUAAGAACCCAAUUCGAAAGGGACAUUCAAGCCAAGGAAGAACAGGCUGAAGAGAAAAGACGAGGAAUCCUCAAACAACUGAGAGACCUUGAAGCUGAGCUUGACGAAGAAAGAAAACAAAGAGCCGCAGCUGUUAGUGCCAGGAAGAAGUUGGAAGGUGACAUUAAGGAGCUUGAAAGUCAAAUCGAGCUCCAAUUCAAGCUGAAAGACGAUGCUUUGAAGCAACUGAAAAAGUCGCAACAACAGUGCAAAGAAGCCAUCCGAGACGCGGAAGAAGCCAGAGCCGCCAGAGAUGAAUUGGCAGCCACUAGUAAGGAGGCUGAACGGAAGGUGAAAACUUUGGAAGCUGAAGUCUUGCAACUAACAGAAGAUUUGUCCAGUUCAGAGCGAGCCAGAAGGGCAGCUGAAGCCGAACGCGACGAGCUAUUAGAAGAAAUUAACUCCAGCACCAACAAAGGGUCUCUUCUUAUUGAUGAAAAACGUCGUCUUGAGGCACGAAUCGCCAGUUUGGAGGAAGAGCUUGAAGAGGAACAAAGUACCAAUGAAAUGCUUCAAGAUCGCACAAGAAAGGCUCAGCUGAACAUUGAUCAGCUUACUACCGAUUUAUCAAGCGAACGAUCCACAAACCAGAAAAUCGAAUCGCAACGACUACUAUUGGAGAGGCAAAAUAAGGAAUUAAAGGCUAAGUUGACUGAAUUAGAAACCGCUCAACGAACCAAGACCAAGGCCACAAUCGCAACUUUGGAGAGCAAGAUCAGCAACCUUGAAGAACAACUAGAGGUCGAAGCCAAGGAGCGACUUGCUCAGCAAAAGUCGAAUCGUAAACUAGAUAAGAGGAUUAAAGAACUGGUAAUGCAACUGGAAGAUGAGCGUCGUCAUGCAGAUCAGUAUAAGGAACAAGUGGAGAAAGGCAACACUAGAGUGAAGGCACUCAAACGACAAUUGGAUGAAGCAGAAGAAGAAGUCACUAGGGAAAAGGCACAGAAACGUAAAGCACAGAGAGAAUGCGAGGAUAUGAUCGAAUCUCAUGAAAGCAUGACUAGAGAGAUCAAUAAUCUGAAAAGCAAACUCAGCAUGAAUCAAGUAGUCACUUCUGCAUUUACAACAAAUGAAAACCUCCAAAAUAGCAUUCCUGAAGCUAUAAGAAAAAUACGAGGUGCUUCUAUAGAGAUUCAGAGAGGGACUGGCAUGGGACUAUCUUCGUCUCGUCUUAGUUCUACUAAGCGUGGGUCAAUUCAAACUAGUGGAAAUGGUUCCGGAGAUGACUCCACAACACAAGACGAAGCAAUGGAUGGAGACGAUGGACCUAAUUAAGCAUUUGAAUAUCCUCUACCGCUAAUAACGCUUAAAGCCUAACCAGAAGGUCACACUAAUUCUAGUUGUGCAACUAUGAUGUGUGAGAGCUUCUGGUAAAUCGUAGAAUUUAAUACCAGCAGUUUUUCAACAUGUUUUAAGCGUCGUACGUUUAUACAGUUCCUUGGUUUAAACGCCGAAGUUCUCACUUAUCAUACAUAACGGCAUUUUUUAAAUUAACUUUACAAUGGUAAGAUUAAACAUUGCUUUUGUACAUAUGUUGUCUAGUACUUAGCCAGUGUUUUACAAUUAUUAACAAUAUUCUAUUAUUUAUUUUGGUGCAAACAUGUUCGGGUUUAUUUGAUUUUUUUCCGGUAAAACACAUUUAUAUUGCCUUCUUUAAAUUAAUAGAUGCUUUCUAUUUUAUUUAAUUACAUUAUUUUGUUUAUAGUUUAUAGGAAUUUAUUUAUAUUCGACUAUGCAAUUCGUAUUAAUUCAUUUAUGGUAAUAUUUACUCUAUUAAGACUGCAGACAUGCCUUUUUGAAAAUUUUGAAAAACUAUUUUUAAAUACACCAUCUCAGUCUUAAUAUUAAAAGCGAAAGUAUUGUUAAAUAACGUAAGUCGCCACAUAUACAUUCUAUUAUUGAGUAACAAACUCGAAAAAAUUGUCAAACGAACUAACAAUAAUUAAGAUUAGUGAGUAACUAAAGUAACAUUUUGAUACAUAUUUUGUAGAAUAUAUUUUUUUGUAAAACUACUAUGUUAGGUUACCAUCGUCAGUUUCAGCAAAUUUUGUAUAUUAAAACUUUUUAUUGCUUUGUAUAUAAAGUAUACGGGGUCAGGGCUCAUUUAAAUAUUCAAUUAACGAGUUCAAUAAAUAUUGUUUAAAAGCUU